ACUGCUGUGAUGGGCACAAUAACCACUCCAUUUCCAACAAACAUUUAUGGUGAGAAACACCAUAACCAAAGAAAACCUAGCCACUUUUUGUUGCAUGAAAGAAGAAGGCAUUAAUGGAGAAGGGAAGAGAGAGUCCAAAGCAUGAAAGCAAAGGCCGGCGGUUGGUACUCUUUCCAAUCCCGUUGCAAGGACAUAUGAACCCCAUGCUUCAGCUUGCUAACAUCCUUCACGCCACAGGCUUCUUCUCCAUUACCAUUAUCCACACUCAUUUCAACUCUCCCACCAUAUCCAACUACCCUCACUUCACCUUCUGCCCCAUCCCAGACGGUUUGUCGGAGACCGAGAGUGAAGCUUCCACAUCUGAUAGCGUCGCUCUCCUCUCCCUCCUCAACACCAACUGUGUCGCCGCCUUUCGGGACUGCUUGGCUGGACUGGUGUUAUCUGGUGUUGAGGACGAGGCGAAGGAGCCCACUGCUUGCUUGAUAACAGAUGCUAUAUGGCACUUUUCACAGUCUGUUGCAGACAGCCUUGAGAUCCCAAGGAUUGUGUUGAGGACUAGCAGCUUGUCUUCCUUUCUUGCAUUUGCUGCUUUGCCUCUUCUGCUAGAAAAGGGUUACCUCCCUAAGCAAG
Molecule: messenger RNA, 630 nt
Organism: Camellia sinensis
Lineage: Eukaryota; Viridiplantae; Streptophyta; Magnoliopsida; Ericales; Theaceae
Source: RefSeq, a predicted model, not a curated record